AAUAGAAUGCAACGUGAGGGUUAACCAAAGGUACCUAUAAGGUUUCUGGUGGUGGUCAGAGGGCCCGGUGGCGCCAGUGUCCGGCAGCCUCGCCUCUGUCAGUGCGCCCCAGGGUGGCUGUGGCUACAAUGUAGCUUGCCAUCACCAGUGUGUAAAUGUGCGAGUCAGUGGGUGGAUGACUGGAUGUGUAAAGCGCUUUGGGGUCCUUAGGGACUAGAAAAGCGCUAUAUAAAUACAGCCCAUUUUACCAUUUAUUUACCAUUUCUGUUACACGCUAAUGACAGCUGUUACGUUUGAUGAAACAGACGUUUUGCUGAAAGCAUGCGUAAUAAGUGUACAGCACUGUAUAAAACAAAAUCACAAAUCACCCAAAACAGGGAAUAUGACUGAAAACUAUAUAAAUAAGGAACAAAACCAAUAAAAAUGUAACCAGAAAACUGAGAAAAUGUGGGAUUGACUGUAUUGUGAUGCAGAUUGUAGUUACAGUGCAAAUGGACACUUAAAAAUGCAAUUCCCACUUCUCCACCAUAGUCAGAUCCCAUAAUGUAGGCACAGAUACUUUGAUGAUAAUAUUGUGGCUUUAUAAUAGAUAAUUUUAAUUUACAUCCUUCCUUACAGCAUGGGAGACUUGAUUGAAUUCUUGAAACAAAGAGAAGUCUCUGAGGAAAUUAUACAGACCUUGGAGAAUGAGAAGAUUGAUGCCAGUGUCAUAAGUCUAAUGACAGAUGAGGAGCUGAAGACUUAUUUGCCAUCAUAUGGUGAUCGUCUAGCAGUAUUUGGAUUUUGCAGACGGAGGGGCAGCAGCCGCAAGUCAGCGCUUUUUGAACGGCCGAAAUCCAAACUGUCCAAAAGAAAAUUAUCUGAAGAGGAUGGCAGUAGUACACGGCAAGAAGAACAUUCCCAAACAACCCAUAAAAGAAAUGCUCUGAAGAGAAAUAGAAAAAUAGAAAUAGGAUGGAUGCAUUAUGAUGAAGACACUGAGGUUUUCAAGCAGGUUAGAGCUAGACGAGGAGGAGGAACAAGAAAAAUAGACAUUUGCAAGGAUGCCAAGAAAAGGGACAUAUUACAGGUUGCAACAGGCCUGUUCUUUCCAGAUGGAGGAAACAUUCAGGGGCCCUUAACAGAUUUUGACUGUGAUCUAAAGGAUUAUCAAGAGAUGAUAGUCGAUGAUGCAUUGACAGUAGGAGAACUUUAUCAUGUCACAAAACUAAAUAUCCUCAGGUUCUACCUCACCACAAAGAAAAAACAAAAUGACAGCCUUCAGAGUUCCAGCCCAGGUUUGCAUCCAUCUUCAGAAAUUGAAGAGAGUCCUCAAAACCAAACCUCUUCUUUUACUGUCACUACAGUCCAAACAUCUGCUCCAUUUGAAACAAUCAGCCAUGAUGUGACAUACAUUGAAGACACUCCAAACGAUAACCUUCCACAAUCUUCCACGCAGUCUCUAAGUGCUAACACUUCUCACAGCAGUGACAUUAUUUUUGUUGGCCCCUUUUCUGACAGUGAGCCAAUAAAUUUGGAUGACACCCUGAUUUUUUCUCCACACCCUGGUCCAUCCAGUGAGAGAGUGAGGAGAGUAGUGGUGGUCCACAGAGGGCAGGUAAUGUCAGAGCUCAUUUCACAUUUUAGUGAUAAGGACCUUGAAGAUGUCGACAUCAAAAUCCAGUUCAUACUGCCUGAUGGAACACCUGAAAUGGCCCAUGACGAUGGGGGAGUUGUGAGAGAUUGUCUUUCAGAAUUCUGGAAAGAAUUCUAUGACCAGUGCACCACUGGAAAUGUUUGCAAGGUGCCCUUCUUAAGGCAUGAUUUUGGGCAACAGGAGUGGGAGAGUGUGGGCAGAAUCAUUGCAUUUGGAUGGGUUAGAGAGAAAUAUUUGCCUGUGAAAAUUGCACCUGCCAUUCUAGAACAAGCUGCCUUUGGAUAUGUAAAGAGUGAUAUUGUGGAGGAUUUCCUUAAGUUCAUGCCUGAAUCUGAGCGUACAGUGUUAGAGGCGUGGCGAUCAGACUUUAGCAUCGUGGACCAAGAAGAACUUAUAGACAUACUUGAUAACCACAGCUGCAGAAAGAUACCAACAGCCUACAAUGCCACUGAAGUCCUAUUGGAGCUUGCACACAAAACACUUGUCCAAGAGCCUGCCUAUGUUAUUGAACAGUGGGCAAGAACACUCAGCACUGCAUGGGAAAGCAUUUGUGAUCUAUCGUCACUUUUUGAAACUCUCCAACCAAAUGUGAGAAAAGUUCUCAAGUGUCUCACUUUCCCUGAAACAAUGACGGCUCACCAGAAGCUGAUUCAGAAAUAUCUAACUACAUAUGUGAAGAAUGCUGAGAAGGAACAUUUGUGUUUGUUCCUCAGGUUUUGCACAGGUUCAGAUUUACAUCUUGGAAAGAACAUCAUCAUUGGGUUUAAUGAACUUAAAGGUUUCCAGAGACGACCUGUGGCACACACAUGUGGAUUUGUACUGGAGCUGUCGAUAAAUUAUGACAGCUAUCCUGACUUCAGAUCGGAGAUGAACAGUGUGUUGGAAUCAAAUGUGUGGGUCAUGGACAUUAUCUAA
Molecule: messenger RNA, 2551 nt
Organism: Oreochromis niloticus (Nile tilapia)
Lineage: Eukaryota; Metazoa; Chordata; Actinopteri; Cichliformes; Cichlidae
Exons: 2
Coding region: 620-2551 (643 amino acids)
Molecular function (GO): ubiquitin-protein transferase activity
Source: RefSeq, a predicted model, not a curated record